UUUUUUUUUGUCACCUCCCACUUAAUUUUUUCAAUUUUCUCGCUUAACCCUCACUUUAUAAUAAGAAAAGCGAAAUAGCCACCAUUUUACCUUCCGCCUCUGCUGCUGUAGCAAUGGUAUCCAGUAGGAAACUGAGAGCAUUCAAGAAUUGGAUGAAGUGGCAAUGUGUAGAGUGUAGCGAGGCGCUGGAGCUGGUAGUAUCGACCAACUCUUGGGUAAGAGCUUUGUGCGAUCUGGAUGAUGGUGAUUUGGUGGCAAUUAUUCCGAAGGAGAGUUGCUUGACGGUAAAGGCUUCAGGUGCGCGGCAAAUGGUCGAGGAAGCGGAGCUUGAAGGAAUCUUAGCUCUAGGAGUUGCUAUUAUGUAUGAGCGGAGCCUCGGUCCGCUAUCUCCUUGGUUUGGUUAUCUCCAGUUGCUUCCUUAUGCUGAACCUAUCCCUUUAUUGUGGUCCCCAUCUGAAAUCGACUCUCUUCUCGUUGGAACUGAGCUUCACAAGAUAGUUAAAGACGACAAGGAACUUAUCCUCGAAGAUUGGAAGGAGUGUAUUGAGCCUCUCUUAACUUCAGUUUCCUUACAACUUAAAGUAGAACAUUUUGGUGUUAAGGACUAUCUUGCUGCAAAAAGUCUAAUUGCCUCACGAUCUUUUGAGAUAGAUGAUUACUAUGGAUGCGGAAUGGUUCCCUUGGCGGAUCUGUUUAAUCACAAAACUAGUGAUGAGGAUGUACACUUCACAUCUUCCUAUUCUAAAUUGAAUAAUGAUGCUGACAAUGGAAAUUAUGGAAAUGAUAACAUUGGACCAACCAAGAAAAUCUCUCAUUUAGGAGGUGAAUGCUUCCGUGGGAGUGACUUGGAGUCUUCUCAUUCUGAUUUGGAUGAUGAUGCUCACAGCGGCAAGCAUGAAAAUGAAAACAAUGAACCAACCAAAGCUUAUUCAAGGGAUGAAUCUAUUAGUGAGAGUUACUCGGAGUUUUCUUCAGUUUCUGGUGAUGCUCUUACAACUUUAGAAAUGAUCAUGGUGAAAAAGGUCAAAGCUGGGGCUGAGGUAUUCAAUACGUAUGGGUCUUUAGGUAAUGCUGCUCUGUUACACAGGUAUGGAUUUGCCGAGCCUGAUAACCAGUAUGACAUUGUGAACCUUGAUCUGGAGCUUGUACUUCAGUGGAGUUCAUCCCAGUUUUCACAUCGCUACAGUAGGAGGAGGUUAUCACUAUGGAGAAAAUUAGAUUAUUCUGGAUGCGUUAGCCAAAAUUCCGAAUAUUUUGAAAUUUCAUUUGAUGGAGAGCCGCAAGUUGAGCUGUUGGUUUUGCUUUACAUAAUAUUAUUGCCAGAGGAAGUAUAUACAGAACUCGAUCUUGCAGUAUCUAUUACCAGUGGUUUUGAAAAGUCUGAAGGCUUCAAAUUAUCGAAGAACGGUAAUAUUUUAUUUGGAAAAGGUUUUGAGUCAAGCAACAGUAUGUUGCUGACAGAUGGAGUUUGUGGGGCUCUAUCGGCUCUAGCAGAUACUCGGGAAAGCUUAUAUGGUUCAAACCGUCUAGAAGAAGAUAUCAAAACUUUGAACUGUUGCUGUCAGGUGAAAGAACCUAAGAUGUAUUAUUCAUUGGUGUUGCGCAUCAGUGAGAGAAGGAUCCUUGAGAAGCUAAGGUGUUAUGCCUCGACUAGUGCUAUAAUGCGGACAAAAGUGGGGUGGGGGGUGGGGGUGGGUAAAGCUAGAAAAAGAGCAAAGAUUGAAUGAUUUGUGUCUUCAAUCCAAGGAAAUCGUGAUUACUGCCAGAGGUGUUCCUGGAUGAAAGGUGCAGACUAGACUGAGUUCCAUAACAUAUUCCUGCAGCCAAAGUUAAUUGUUUCUUGGCUUGUUUGUUAUCAUCGGCAUUAAUUUUGGUGUUGCACUGUUCGGUAGGACUCCACUGUGCUUCAGAGAAGGAGGGCAAAGUACGACCCAUCCCUGUUCUACCACCAUUUUAGCAUGCAGAGUAGUUGUAUUUGCUUUUGGAAUUGGCAUGAGCUGGCAAUGCAACUCCAAUGACUAGCUGUUAGCUGUGGACUGAUUAAAUUUCUGUUAUUACCUACAUCUCAGAAUUUGUCUCAGUUGUUUGGUAGGCUGGGUUUGCUUGCGAAAUAGGUAUCUAGUGCUUUCUUAUUUAUGCAGUAUUCAUCUUUUCUUUGAAAGAAACUUUUUAAAAUUGAAGUAUCUUAUGGUAAUCCAAUUGAAAAUUUCAUAGCUGAA
This is a messenger RNA of Capsicum annuum, 2219 nucleotides long. RefSeq names its product ribosomal lysine N-methyltransferase 3. Bases 114 to 1727 code for a protein of 537 amino acids. The record is from RefSeq and is a predicted model, not a curated record. Gene Ontology annotation, molecular function: protein-lysine N-methyltransferase activity. Gene Ontology annotation, biological process: peptidyl-lysine monomethylation. Gene Ontology annotation, cellular component: nucleus. The transcript has 5 exons. Lineage: Eukaryota; Viridiplantae; Streptophyta; Magnoliopsida; Solanales; Solanaceae.